CCUUCUUGUGCCUGUAAUUUCUUCUCUUCUUCUUGGACAGUCAGUCCGCUUGAUGGGGGAUUGAACAUUGGGGGUGUAGUUUAUGCUCAUGGGGUUGGUUAUAUAUCACUGACACGAACACCGUGCAUUAACUAGCCGCCGGUGGUGAUGGAGUGUUGAUUAGUCUUUGUGUAUAUGAUUCUUAAUCCGAGAGCAACAUUCAAGAGUGUUAGCACUUCCACUCCACUUUCAUCAUUCUUCACGGAUAUGCUCGCAUGGAUAUACUACCACUACUCUACUGCUACUACUCCGUACUAUGUACGGGAUGCUUGCUUGUUGGUUCUUUUUAGCUACGGAUAGCUAGGUAUCUAGAUUCUCCUACACAACCUUGCCCGGAUUAAGAGGACUGACUGACUGACUGACGGCGUUCCUGGAUGUCAAUUCCUUGUUUUCUUCCCCACCGUCCAAACCCGGUUUUACGGUCCUCCUAGCUAACAAAAUAAAAAACGGAAGGUUGAAUCGAAGAACGGCGCAGCUUGAGCGGAUUCGGAUGACGCGCAUGUAAUCUUUGGGAAGAAUACUGAGAACGGCCGCGGGAUGAUGUUGUGUCUGUCUCAACUGGCUUUUCUCCCCCACUUGCUCCUCUAAUAACUUAGUUAUUGCAAAGGCCAAAGAGCCUUGUCUCCGGCCGUGUAGCCAUGUCCUGCAGCGCUUCGGGAAACAUGCGGUGGGUUGGCUGCCAUUUAAACCCUCUAUUGUCCCGCAUGGACACGGCAGCAAACCUAACAAUCAUUUCCUAUCUUGUUUCAGGACGGCUUUAUUUUUAUUUUUUAUUUUUCUUCUUCUGUUUCUUUUUCUUUUUCUGUGUGUUUGGGUGGUUUUAUCUCCCUGCCCUACAUAUCUCGCGUUAUGUUGUUGUUGUGCUCCUCCUGAUCGCGUCCUCCUGUUGGUAGAAGGUUUGACCAUCUAUCUUUUAGUUAACUCUCAGCACAUUUGAGUUUUUUUUUUUCUACGCUUUUAAAGGAAAUUGGUUUGUCCAAUUGUUUACCUUGUACUUUUAUUUGCCCCCCCCCCUCCUCCCCCUGCCUGGUCCACGUUCAAAAGAGUAAGACUUUGUCCUUGGACCAAUCUGUGCACCGGGCGUGACGGACUCUGAGCCCCCCAUAUCCUAGCUCGCCGAACAAUACCCGUUGAGCGGAGUAUAGCGGGAAUUUGUCUACAAUUCUAUUGAAUACACUCGGGUGCUCUAGAACUUGCUGUCAACCACUGUUCCUAUCUUCUGAGAGUUCACCUAUCUAUCUAUCUACAAAGCUUUUUAUAUUAUUACUCAAUUGGCGUGUGAGCGGCCGGCGGGUACGCGCGGGCGAAGAUGCAGAGGCCUCUUCUCCUCUACUUCCUGGGUUCGUCGGCAAUCCUAUGCACCACGACAUCAGCCAUUGUCAAUGGGGUGUUUGCUGCAUCGCUCGAACACGCAGUCUAUGACAAGGCAUUCCUUGCAUAUGUGGCAGUGGUGCUCACGGCCAUAAGCUCGAUUGUCCUGGGCCUGCUACUCGUCUCAUUUACGACGAAUGCAACAAGGGGCGGGCAGUUUUGGAGAUCGUGCCAUGGAUUGGCUUUCAUCCUACUGGGCGCAAUCCUUUGCGCUGCACUCAUAUUCGUCGCAAUUACACUGCGAGCCUGCGAUUCCGCCCUAUUCAAGAACUCGAGGGCUAUUCGAAUCCCCCACCGUACCCGCGCACUCUACACCGCGUGGUGCGGGGUAUGGGCUGUAGCCAUUGCUCUACAGAUAUUAUUCUACGUCGGCUUAGCAUUGCCUCCAGAGCAUAGGCCGACCUUGAGAAUCGACGCGAUAUCCAAAUUAGCCUCAAGCGCAGCCAGGUUUCUACGAUUCAAGGGGCAUCUUAUAAGGCUGAUAGGGAGGAGACCCUCAAUCUCCGCCCAAUCUACCACAUCACCAGAGCACAAACACCCUCCCAGUGCCCCAGCGAAUUCGCACUGCGACUCAGAACAGAAACACAGCGAUUCGUUGCUAUAUCCGGGCAACCCCAUCCUAAAUCUGCACAUUCUGCAACAUCUCCAACAACAUAACCGCGGCCACAGCCAAAGCCGCCAACAAGUUAAAUAUCCAACACCUGGCAAUGCAGCCUCCUCCUUUAACAGCAGCAGCAGCCCACUGGAGCAAGAACAUACAUUCGACCAAUGGGACACCUCCAGCGUCCCGCGCGAGAUCUGUGACGCCCUCUUUCAGUCAAGUCUGCAAAAGACUUCCCCCAUGAACCGCUACAGUAGCCCAGAAUACAACAAUAAACUCAGCAACAACGAUCGUUACAAACCAACCUCCCGACCCAACAGCCGCGCAUCCUCCUUCACAAACACCACCGCAGCAACGACAAUAACCGACCCCUCAAUAACCUACCACCCACUCCGGCAAUCAGCCGGCCCGCCCCUGCGGGACACCCGCGAAGAUUCCAUCCUCCCAGACUCCCCAACCAUAACCUCCCUCUCCUCCUCCCUGCCCAGCUCCCCCAUCUCCCCCAUCUCCCCCAGCACCCGCCCCAGCUCCAGUUGACGCAGACCC
Blastomyces gilchristii SLH14081 is the source of this 2557-nucleotide messenger RNA. RefSeq lists its product as uncharacterized. The record is from RefSeq and is a predicted model, not a curated record. The transcript has 2 exons. Bases 1349 to 2548 code for a protein of 399 amino acids. Lineage: Eukaryota; Fungi; Ascomycota; Eurotiomycetes; Onygenales; Ajellomycetaceae.